GAACAAAAACGCAAAAAGAAAUUUGUGCCUUACACAUCAUAAGAAUAAUUGAAAAUUCAUAACAAAAUAAAUGACUGACAACGUUAAAGAAUGUCAAGAGAAGUUCAUAAACGUGUUGUCGUCAAUCACACCAAAAACAGUUAUCACGGAUGACACUUAUCUGGAGAAAAUUCAAUCAUAUCUAACAUUCAAUGAAUACAAUGAUUUCAUCAAAUGUGCUGAAACCAUCGAAUGGAUCGAGCGAAUGGUUUUAGCAUUCGAAUCCAAUGAUCCACCAACACAACAAAACUGUAAUUUCACCUUGAAAAUACUUUCCUUGAUUUGUUCGAAUGAGUGGCAGUUUGCAGCUAUUAAAGAAAAAGGUUUAUUGGAGAAGAUUUGUUCGGGAAUAGAAAAACAUCCACAACUACAAAGGCCAUCAGUAAAACUCAGUCACAUUCAAUUGUUGCAUUCAAUUUCUCAGCAUUCUAUUGGACUUCAUUGGCUCAAGCAGACAAAAAGCUGGAAACUCUGCAUUAAUUAUUACCAACAGAGUAACACAGUCUUCAUCAUAAAAGAAGCAAGCAGUUUCCUCUUUGACAUCCUCACAAAAUUCACAGAUUUGAUGAAAGAUGAAAAUUUGUGUGUUGAAAUUGUCGAGGAAAUUAUGGAACCGAUCAUUAACUUCUCUACAGAAUAUGGCACCGACAAUAUCGUCGAUGACGAGAAACUUCCAUCAAUUAUGAUGCCAUGCAUUAACGUCUGCAAUCAUUUGUUAAUGAUGUGCAUUGAGUCAAACAAACGCUCAAGAAUGGCUUAUUUGAUUUGUCAGAAAUAUCGAUACGAGAACAAACUGUGGGUGGUUGGUGAUUUAGUUCAAACGAAUGUUGACUUUCUUACAGUUCUGUGCCGUGGCCAUAUACUUGCAAACUUUGCUCGAUUAUCCAGCAUGGACAUUCCUUCAUCAGACACACAAGCAGCUGAUUUGAAGUUUGACAUUCACACAAUUCAUUUCUACAAUCUGAUGCUUAUGUGUUUGAAUCGAAGAAUCUUUAAGAAUGUUAACAUGAUUUGUGAGCUUCACCAUCAACUGUGGUAUAAGUUGGGCGAUCGUGCACCAAAGGAAAUAGUUCUAGAGAAUCACGAUUUAAAAUAUGGCGAUCAAGUUGUAAUGAUUCAAACUUUACCAAUUAUUUACGUGAUAAGAUCACGAUACAAGGCCAAUGCUGAAUACAUCAACGAGCUCUGCACAAAAAUGUUUCACAUGAGUUGUGAACAUACAAUCAGAGUUUUGUAUCAAUAUCGUGAUGGAUUGUCAAACGAAAGUUUUGAGUUUAUUGCUGAUUUAGCUGCAAACUCAAUUCAAAAGAUUUUGUCAUUGAAAAAAUUUCUAAAUCGAGAUCGAGCAAUUCUGGCACUUCAAAUUUUGAUUCAUGUUUUAAAAGGCUAUGUUGAUGAGCCAGAAUAUGGAGUUCGUGAUAAGAAGACGUGCAACACACAACUCGUCAUGCAAGCACCAAAUCUUCUCUCAGCCCUUCUCAUCGGGUUAAAUGAAAUGAUCAAAUAUUAUAAUUUCACAUGGAAGGAAUGCAUAGAAAGCACAACAAUUGUAACAUUACUUUUGGUGUUGCUUGACAAUCCGAAUUUAAGUCCAAGACAAACUGUCGAAUCAUUAAAACUGAUUCAGACAUCGAUUGAACAUUUUCUUGCACCAAAUCUCGCUCUGUUGAUGGAUAAAAUGGAAGGAUCUGGAAUGGAAGAUUUAGGACCAACAAUCUACAAGAGAUUACAUGAUAAUUCAUGGGAAGUACGUGAUUCAACUCUUGAAUUGGUUCAUUCGAUUGUUGAAAUUUCAGACGAAAAAUUUCCACCAUUUCAAAGACAUAUUCUUGAGAGUAAAGUCUGUCACAUCGUUGAAAUAAUUGCAAGAAAUGAUUCAGAACCAUAUGUAAGAGCAUCAGCAUUAAAAGUUUUAGCAUCGAUGAUAAAAAUUCGAGCAUUUUGGGAACAUUCACUUCAUCAGUUGGAUGUAAAGAAAUAUGCUGUUGAAGUUCUCGGAGCUGAGAGUGAAGGUGUUGUUAGACGAGAAGCUGUUGCAUGUAUAACUGCUGUUUACAGACAACAUCAAAUACAACCAGCAUGUCUUGAUCUCAUCUUCUCUGUUCUAACACAUUGCGCUGUUAAUGACUUUUACUGGCAGGUGAGAGUGAACGCAUUAGGAUUCUGGCGUACGGUAAUUUGUCGCCAAUUUUCACAUCAAGGAAUGAUCGAUGGAACUUUUCCUGCCGUGACAUUCUCGAAAGAACAUAAGAAAAUAAUCACAUUAAAUGAUAAAGAAAUUCAUUUGCGAUUGAGAAAAGUUUUAAAUGAACUUUCAUUGCGAGGAUGUUUAGGAAUUUUGAUUUCUUGCCUGCAGGAUAGCGAUUUGGAAGUUAUUAAAGUAGCUGUGGCAAUCGUUGACCGAAUCAUGAUAUAUUUGAACAAAUAUAAUUUUGUUGAAGAAUAUAACAAGAGUAAGAAACCAACAACUGUAAGUGUUGAUCCUGUAAAGCCGGUGAUUGACAGUAAUUACUCAGAAUUUGAGAAUAAUUUGCAUGAAACGAAAGGUCCUGUUGUGAGAAACAACGCUGACUUUAGGAAGAAAACUGAAGUUUCAAUAUCGAAAGAGAAUGGCGAAUGUUGUCCAGACGAUACAAUUAUUGAUUUAAUUGUUCAAAGUGACGACAUUCUUUUACUUACCAACAAAUGUAAAAUGAAUUUGCAAGUUACUUGCGAAAUUUCGAUGGGAAAAAUUGACGAGAAUUUAUUUAAAAAAUACGCGACAGUGUCGCCUGAUGAAUUUCUCGAUUUUGUGACUAAAACCAAUUUUGAUGAAUUGAUUAAGGAGAAGUCAGAAUGGCUGAAACAUUCAGAGAACUUCUCUACAUUACUUGACGAUGUCUUGAGAUCUUUUGGAAUCAGUAUGGAUCUCGACUGCUAUUAAUGAUGCCGUUUUACCUCUUGCCAGAAUGCUUUUUACCGAAUAUCUGCGUCCGAAUCAGCGCACAACAUUCCCAAAAAAUAAACUUAAUGAGUAUUUUUACAUAUUUUUUUUUGUUUCCUUUAUCUUCAAUAUUCAAUUAAGCACAUUUUCUUUUUCGUUUCGUUAAAUAUUAUAAAAUUUUUAUGUGAAAAACAUUUAAUUGAAAUAGAACAAUGAUUGAAAUAAAUGUUGAAUACACAAACACAAAG
Messenger RNA from Clunio marinus, 3210 nucleotides. NCBI's taxonomy places the organism in Eukaryota, Metazoa, Arthropoda, Insecta, Diptera, Chironomidae. The record is from the annotation of a GenBank genome assembly.